GGAACCCUCAGCACAGGCUGCACGCCUCAUUUCAACCUACCCAGAAAACCUUCCUUUUUUGCUGCGUGUUAUAGGGUCCUCAACUGGAUGCGAACGUAAUCUUUUCUGUAUCCUCUCACCGUAUAAAUGCAUCUCGUUAGCAGUCUGCACGUAGUCGGACGCGCGACUGCAGUCAUCUUUUGGCUACCCAUCAAACCGGCAUGGCACUACGCGCCACUUCACCAAACGUGCCCUCUCCGUUACCCAUAGAGACGGAGUUUCCGCAUGAGGUUCCAUGGGCCACAAUCGAUGCUGAACCAGGACAACCCAAAUCACCUCGUGUUCCUUUCCCAUCCCUGCUUCCCACCGCACCUCCACGUUCAUUUCGCGAACCGUUUUCAUUUGACGACGGGGACAUCAUCCUGCGCUCAUCGAACAUGGUGGAAUUUAGAGUUCACGCCCUGCUCCUCCAACUUGCAUCGCCCGCCUUCUCUACGUUGAUCGGAGCCCCACGUGACGAGGAUUAUGUUGAAGUGCCCCUUGUCAGCAUGCUGUUGGAAGCGUUGCUCCGAUUCAACAGCGCCAUUGAAUUUCAAGUUUCUUGCGCGAAAUCGCCACUGUUGCUCGGAAUUGCCGACUUUCUCUCUCGGGAGCCGAAUCCUUUGCGUGCUUGGGCAAUCGCAGAGCGCUAUGGGUUGGAGCAAAGCAAAAAUGCAGCAGCGAGGCGGUUCAUUCAAACGGAUGAUGAUCUUUUAACACCUGCAGUUAGCGCCCUUCAACACAUCCAUGCGCUCAGGUAUAACACCCUCCUCACGGUAAAGAGGGAUGUCUUGCAUCGAGCACGCGCCGCUGUUUUGAACGUAGUAUGGCCUUGUCCUUCAUGUUCGCGCCCAAGUCCGAGGUGGAAGGCUGCCUAUCUUACUCGGGUAGCGGGACAAAAUCCGUUCACACCGGAGAUCACCCAGGAUUCGAUCUUCGAGUUGUGUUGUCAUAUAGGAGGUUGUUCGGGUUGUCCUGGAACGUUCCACUCCCAUGAGGCCCGCACGGCGAGAGAUAGGCUCAGAAGCGCCCUGAAGUCUAUCCUCGAUGACGUAAACGUUCGGUAAAGGACUGUUCGAACCAUUCAGUAAUCUCCUGUUCCGCUGACGCCUGUGUUGAAGUAGGGUUGGUUGGAGAUU
This is a messenger RNA of Cantharellus anzutake, 1157 nucleotides long. RefSeq lists its product as uncharacterized. The record is from RefSeq and is a predicted model, not a curated record. NCBI's taxonomy places the organism in Eukaryota, Fungi, Basidiomycota, Agaricomycetes, Cantharellales, Hydnaceae. The transcript has 3 exons. Bases 201 to 1085 code for a protein of 294 amino acids.